GACGAUUGCUUCCAAGCCAACUUGAAAGAAAAAUUAUCUAAGACCAUUGAAUUGGAUACCCCAACCUCUUUCACCCCUUUAGAUCGAUUCAUAGACCUCAAUGAUUGGUCAAAUAGCUGGGGGACAAUGGAUUACGUGUUUACGGUAUUCUGUAUUCUGACUAUUGUUUCUUUUGGAAUGUCGUCCUAUCUAACGUGUAAAAUGAUGGUUUGUUCAACCACUCUGAUUCAAAAUGCUCAAGGGUUGCUUAUAUCGGAACAAAACAGGAAGGCAGAAACUAAGGUAGAACAGUAUGGGUUAGACGUUGACACGAUGAUUCAGGUUAUGGUCCUUAUGAUUAUCUCCUUCAUGACUAUUUAUCUGUGUGUUUUCUUUUGGAAGAAGUUCACGUCAGUGAGACGCUUCUUUGGGCUGAGGAAUUCAGUCAACUGUGAACUGAAGCUGGUUUUUCUAACGUCCACCAACAUGGUAGAAUUGUUUCUUUCGAAUAUACCACUGGAUUUAGUCCCAAUGAUUAGGUAUUCUAUGGGUCAGAUUGGGA
Molecule: messenger RNA, 541 nt
Organism: Owenia fusiformis
Lineage: Eukaryota; Metazoa; Annelida; Polychaeta; Sabellida; Oweniidae
Source: the annotation of a GenBank genome assembly